This is a messenger RNA of Ochotona curzoniae (black-lipped pika), 818 nucleotides long. RefSeq names its product aquaporin 2 (gene AQP2). Lineage: Eukaryota; Metazoa; Chordata; Mammalia; Lagomorpha; Ochotonidae. Gene Ontology annotation, biological process: transmembrane transport. Gene Ontology annotation, molecular function: water channel activity. The transcript has 4 exons. Bases 2 to 817 code for a protein of 271 amino acids. Gene Ontology annotation, cellular component: apical plasma membrane; plasma membrane. The record is from RefSeq and is a predicted model, not a curated record.
CAUGUGGGAGCUCCGGUCCGUGGCUUUCUCCAGGGCCGUGUUCGCCGAGUUCCUGGCCACCCUCCUCUUUGUCUUCUUCGGCCUCGGCUCGGCCCUCAACUGGCCAUCGAUGCUGCCCUCCGUGCUGCAGAUCGCCGUGGCCUUCGGCCUGGGCAUCGGCACGCUGGUGCAGGCUCUGGGCCACAUCAGCGGGGCCCACAUCAACCCUGCCGUGACUGUGGCCUGCCUGGUGGGCUGCCACGUCUCCUUUCUGCGUGCAGUCUUCUACGUGGCGGCCCAGCUGCUGGGGGCUGUGGCGGGGGCCGCUCUGCUCCACGAGAUCACGCCGCCCAAUAUCCGCGGGGACCUGGCUGUCAACGCGCUCAACAACAACGCGACAGCCGGGCAGGCCGUGACCGUGGAGCUCUUCCUGACUCUGCAACUGGUGCUCUGUAUCUUUGCCUCCACCGACAACCGCCGGGAGGACAACCUGGGCACCCCUGCCCUCUCCAUCGGCUUCUCCGUGACCCUGGGCCACCUCCUGGGGUGCUACUACACCGGCUGUUCCAUGAACCCUGCCCGCUCCCUGGCCCCGGCCGUCGUCACCGGCAAGUUCGAUGACCACUGGGUCUUCUGGGUCGGACCCCUGGUGGGCGCCAUCCUGGGCUCCCUGCUCUACAACUACGUGCUCUUCCCGUCGGCCAAGAGCCUGUCGGAGCGCCUGGCCGUGCUCAAGGGGCUGGAGCCGGACACCGACUGGGAGGAGCGCGAGGUGCGGCGGCGGCAGUCGGUGGAGCUGCACUCGCCGCAGAGCCCGCCGCGGAGCAGCAAGGCCUGAG